This is a messenger RNA of Triplophysa rosa, 1835 nucleotides long. RefSeq names its product LTV1 ribosome biogenesis factor (gene ltv1). Gene Ontology annotation, cellular component: nucleus; preribosome, small subunit precursor; cytosol. Gene Ontology annotation, biological process: ribosomal small subunit biogenesis; ribosomal small subunit export from nucleus. The record is from RefSeq and is a predicted model, not a curated record. NCBI's taxonomy places the organism in Eukaryota, Metazoa, Chordata, Actinopteri, Cypriniformes, Nemacheilidae. The transcript is spliced from 11 exons. Bases 148 to 1524 code for a protein of 458 amino acids.
AAUGUCCGCCGUGCUCCAUGUGUUUCCAGCCAACAGAAGUGUUUUUGUGAUUUAAUUCGUUAAAACAUAAGUUAUUGUAACAUUAUUAUUUAUACCGUACAUCGGACAUAAAAACCAUCAAAUAGCAAUUCAAUCGUUUUCAUAAAAAUGCCUCACAGAAAAAGGAAACCUUUUAUCGAUAAAAAGAAUGCGGUGUCAUUUCAUCUGGUGCACAGAAGUCAGAAAGACCCGCUGGCUGCCGAUGAGAAAGCGCCGCAACACGUGCUUCUACCUGCUGCUAAGGUAGAGGUCGAGAAGAGGAAAGAAGAACAGCAGAAGUUCGGAGUGUUUUUCGACGACGACUACGAUUACCUGCAGCAUAUGAAAGACGUGUCCCAGACCACAGCGCUGGUCUCCACCCCUCAAGUCCACAGAGAUGCUCGAUCGAGGACGACAGAGGACAAUGACGAAGAGAAGACAAAGGAAGAUGUCAGCCGUGUUCCUGCCUCCAUCACGCUUCCCUCAUCUGUGUUUGCCACAGAUUUUGAAGAGGAAGUGGGUUUGUUAAACAAAGCCGCUCCUGUUUCAGGGCCCCGGCUGGAUAUGGACCCUGACAUCGUCGCUGCUAUGGACGAGGACUUUGAUUUUGAAGACCCCGAGAACAUGCUGGACGAUGACUUUGUGCUCAAGGCCAACGAAGUCCCGGACGGCGACAUGGGUGAUGAUGAUGAUGAUGAUGAAUGGGAGGACACGGACGAGGAAGAUGACGAAGAGGAGGAGGACGAUGGAGAUGGUCCCCGCCGGGAGUUCAUGUUUGGGGAUUGCGAAACGAAGAGUCGCUUUACGGAAUACUCGAUGACCUCCUCGGUCAUGAGAAGAAACGAGCAGCUCACGCUCCUGGACGAUUGCUUUGAAAGGUUUUACGAGCAGUUUGACGACGAUGAGAUCGGAGCGCUGGAUAACGCCGAGCUGGAGGGCUACAUCCAACCAGACAGCGAGCGGCUGGACGAGGUCAUCAAAGACUACUUCAUCCAGAAAGAGAAAGAAUAUCAGAAGCCGGAUCAGCUGGGUCCUCCUGAGCUGCCCUCGCUAACAGAGGAAGACGAGGAGGUGCUGGAGAUGGAGACGGUGGUCAUCGAGCCGCCUGUGGAGCGCUGGGACUGUGAGACCAUCAUCAGCACAUAUUCCAACCUGUACAACAGACCCAAACUCAUCCAGGACACUCCUAAGACUAAGCCAAUCAAAGUGUCCCAAAAGACGGGCAUUCCUCUGGACGUCCUGGAGAAAAGAGGCCCGACGGCCAAACAGGUGGAGAGAAUGGAGAGAAUCAACGAGUCGGACCUGCCCAGAGUCUCCACGCAGCCCCGCUUGCAAGAAGAGAGCGCCGAGGAGAGGAAAGCUAGAAAACAGGCCAUCAAAAUGGAGAGGAAGGAGAGGAGGACGGAGAAGAAGGCAAACAAACUGGCGUUCAAACAGGAGAAACAGAUGCAGGAGAAGCAGAUGGUUGGCUUAAGAGCAAACGUUCAGGGUCUGAAGCUCUCAUAGGAUUUCUCAGAGACCGCAAACAUCACUGCGAUGUUCUGCGUGCCAGCAGACACUAUAGGACCCUACUGCGCACGUGACUUCAAAGGGGUACAUGGUUACUCCGGGUGGGUGUCAUCACAGCAUUUAGCUGUGAACGUCUAUCAAGACAUCAUACUGUGUAAGAGCAGUCUGCAACAUGCACACAACCUAAAGCAUCUUUUCCUCUAAUGUACUUCAUCAGCGUAUGAUUGAAUUAUAUGUCAUUUGCUCUAUGUAGAAUGUCUCACCAACAGCCAGUGCAAUUAAAACCUCCGACUGUUUUCAAAAAAGCA